Moneuplotes crassus is the source of this 1195-nucleotide messenger RNA. NCBI's taxonomy places the organism in Eukaryota, Ciliophora, Spirotrichea, Euplotida, Euplotidae. The record is from the annotation of a GenBank genome assembly.
GGAAAAAGCUGCAAAAAUGCUCCCAUUAGGAUUAGAAGCUCUACGUUUAACAAACAAGACAAGACAAGGAGGAAGAAAGAAGGAUUGUCAGAAGGUCCCUAUUAAAUCUAAUCAAAUACAACAUAAAAUAAGCAAAGAAAAUAAGCAUCAUAAAUCUACAGAAAUAUCAGCUGAUAGCCCAACGAGCAUUAAACAGAGGAGGAAAUGAACAAAACCAAAACAUAGAAGAUCAGACAUGGACCACUCAGCAACUUUCAGUAUUUCUAGCGAAGCCAUCAAAUAAAUUCAAGCCAAAGCAGCACAAAAGGAAAACCUCUAGUUUUGCUAUUGCCAAAGUAAACGUUCAUAAUUGCUCAGGGAAGAAAAAUAGGAACCCUCGAACAAAGCUGACAAAUAAGCGGGUUUACAUGAAUAAGUCAAUGGAUUUAAAUCAGACAGCUUUUAACAUAUUCAGCUCCUUCUUUAAUCAAUCCCAAAGUCCAAUAAAGAAGCCAAAAUUUAAAUCUCCAAGUGGGGAUAUGGUCUUCAAUAAAAUGAGCACGAUUUGUCCGGUAGCGCUGUUAAAUUCUUUUAAUGGAGUAAAUCAUCACACAAGGCCCAAUAAUUCGGUUUCCAAAGAUUCACAAGAGGACAAGAAUAGAGCAAUCAUCGAAGAUUUAAAAUAAAGAAAAUGAGAUAUUGAAAGGCAAAAUAGAAAUCCUUCAAUCAAAACUUGUUGAUACAGAUGUGAUCAAGUCUGAUCUCAUCACUCAGAAUCGAAAGAUUGAGCAAAAGCAGUCCAGAGUAGAAGAACUACAGGAUAGAUUAAGAGAGCUCAAAAAGAAGUAUAAUAUGAAACUUAAAAGAAAAGAGAGCCAUUUCAUCAGCCAGAUAAAUGAGUAUAAGACAAUGCAGCAGAUUUUGGUCCCAAAGUACAAGGAUCUCUGUAGCAAAUUAGAAAAGCUAUUUGAAUGGAAAAAGCGUCAGAGCUUUAAAUGGGGCAACCUUGAAAAAGAAUCUAUUGAAAACAAGUUACGAUGGGUGUUCAAUAAUGACCAAGAAGAAAUGGAUAAGUAUUUGAAAGAGUAUAGAAAUGUUCCUGUCGAGACUGAAAAUACAGCUACAAUACCUUCAGAUAAGAAGAUACAUGACGUUAGUAUGAACCUAGCUCAGAGACCAUUUGAGAUGAAUCAUUUCUAGAAUUUUAAUUUCAAUA